Etheostoma cragini (Arkansas darter) is the source of this 954-nucleotide messenger RNA. It is a transcript of the gene tipin, whose product is annotated as timeless interacting protein. NCBI's taxonomy places the organism in Eukaryota, Metazoa, Chordata, Actinopteri, Perciformes, Percidae. The transcript has 7 exons. Gene Ontology annotation, molecular function: DNA binding. Gene Ontology annotation, biological process: DNA damage response; replication fork arrest; DNA replication checkpoint signaling. The record is from RefSeq and is a predicted model, not a curated record. The coding region runs from base 1 to 954 and encodes 317 amino acids. Gene Ontology annotation, cellular component: nucleus; replication fork protection complex.
AUGAGGCAAUCCGACUAUUGGUGGUACCUCUUUUACAGGCUUUGUUCCUCCCCAAAACUGGUUUGCGCUGGGGACGAAGAUGGUGAUGUGUCCAAGCUAGCGGACGUCCCUGCUGCUAGAAGGAAAGGAGUGAGGAGGCCGCAACCCAAGCUGGACUCUCACAGGCUGAGCUCAGAAAGAGGACUCCCAGCUCUGCGAACACUGUUCGAUAAUGUCCGUUUCAAAGGCAAAGGGCACGAGGCCGAGGAUCUGCGGCUGCUGAUGCACAAGAUGGAGAACUGGGCCCACAGGUUGUACCCCAAACUGCAGUUUGAAGACUUUAUUGACAAAGUGGAGAGGCUCGGCAACAAGAAGGAGGUGCAGACCUGUCUCAAACGGAUACGGCUGGACAUGCCACUGACACACGAAGACUUUAUGGGUGGUGAAGAACAAGCAGCUCCUGAAGCGCAGGUCUUUGGGGAUCCAGAUCCGUUUAACAGAACAAGCUUCAAUGACCUGCAAGCCCCGGUCCACUCCACCCCGGCUCCAGCUGCUCCACCUACUCCACCCUCCCCAGCUGCCCCCGCCCCCCCCUCCCUGACCGAGGAGCAGCGCAGACGCAUGGAGCUGAACAGACAGCGGGCUCUGGAGAAGAGGCUCGCCCGCCAGCAGCAGCAAACAGAUCCUGCAGAGUCCCAGACUGUUGACACGCCAGCGUCAGCAGAUGAAGGCACGUCUGUCUCCUCUGCAAACGUCCCCAACAAGUCUAACAAUCAGGAUGUAGAGGUGGAGGAUUUCGACCUGGAGCCAGCCAGCAGCAGCAGCACACAAGCACCACCUCCCCCACCACCCCCCAACCAGCUUCCCCACCCAGACUCUGAGCCUCCUGCUGAAUCAGCUCAGUGUGAGAAAGAGGAAGAAACCAGCCUCAGCCAGGUCCACCAACCCAGCACCGAGUGUCAGGACCAAGAUUAA